Molecule: messenger RNA, 4018 nt
Organism: Polyodon spathula (Mississippi paddlefish)
Lineage: Eukaryota; Metazoa; Chordata; Actinopteri; Acipenseriformes; Polyodontidae
Product: zinc finger protein 16-like
Exons: 5
Coding region: 134-3688 (1184 amino acids)
Biological process (GO): regulation of transcription by RNA polymerase II
Molecular function (GO): RNA polymerase II cis-regulatory region sequence-specific DNA binding; DNA-binding transcription factor activity
Source: RefSeq, a predicted model, not a curated record
AAUCCCAUACAGGAGUGCGCCGGUUCCAAAGACGCGGUAUUUGCGCGCAUUGUUAAUAAUGGCGGCGCUGUAGCAAAGACCUGACCGGAGACGUCCCACACAGAUGCAGAGCUGAGAUCGGAGAGACCCGACCAUGGAGUCUGUUCAUCCCAACCCAGCGCUGUACCCACAGGGCGUGGCGCCGAUCCGAUGGGUGGUAUCGGAGAACCGGGAGGUUCGGAUCAAAGAGGAGCCCGUGCCAUGCUGGGACCCUCCCAGAGAGCCUGUCCCUGUUCCACAGUGUGGACCGGUCUAUAUGCAGCAGCAGCACAGCCGGGUCCAGUCUGAACAGAACCAAGCCCGCGUACAGCAAGGAGCGGCUGCCAGCGUCCCUUCAACCUGUAAGAAGGGUUCUGUGAUGGACGCUGAAGAGACCGAAGACCACAGGGGGUCCCAAAGUCCCGUCAUCAAAGAGGAGGCUUCGGAAAUGGAGUGCACCCCCAGACUGGACCCCCCCGACCCCAGGAUCCUCCGAGUGAGCCGGUUCGACCUGGAGAGGGGCUCCACCCGCUUCAAAGCCCUCCGUCAGACCCCGUCCCUCGGGGCCGCGGUGCGGGACACGGAGCCCGUCCACAUCAAAGUGGAGGUUUACCAGCCGGGCGGAGAGGAAGAGGAGCGGCGGAGCGACCCCGUCCACCAGGAGGAAGAGGCCUGCGCUCUGGAACCUGGGCAGAUCAAGGUGGAAGACGCGGAGAUGGGUUCUGUUCCCGAGACCCGGCGGUCGGUCCGGAUUGGAGAGGAGACGACCGGACAAGCUGCCGUCUCCAGCGUGGACAGCGGACAACCUGCUGCUCUCCUUGGUAUUAUCAGUGGACAGUCUGUCCACCAUAUUACUUUCAAAGGGCAAACGCUGGUCUGUAAUGCAGAUGACGGACUGGCUUCUAGCCAUAGUGUGGGCGAUGGACGCACCGAUCUCCCUGGUUCGGACAACAGACCUACAGCUGUGCAAAAUACAGGCAGUGGAGAAACGGAUGUUCUUGGUAUUGCUGGCGGCCAGCCUCUUCACAAUAUUGACAAAGGGCCAACGUUGGUCCAUAAUUUUGACAACGGACACACUUCUGUCCACAGUAUGGACACUGCCACCCCCAGACAACGUUCUUCCCACAGCAAUCAGACUGUCUCUCCACUGGAAAUGUCCUGCAUUCGGGAGGAGGAAACUGUCCCUACAGACAAAAUUGUCCGCGGUGAUGCUGUCGUCACUGGACUGGAGUCCGCACUCAAUCAAUACCGUGCCCCUGGACUAGAUGCUGUCAGUCUUCAAAAAGACGCCUUUAACUGUGUCUCACAACUGGCGUCUGCUCCCGUCAACAAUGAAGAUCCGCAAGAGGAAUCUGUCCACGUAGAAAUGGAGGUCCCUCAAGCUGCGUUUGUCCAAAAGGAUGUCCACGCCAAUGGCGAACGUCAAUUGGACUCAACCCAAACUGGCAAAGGUGCCCUGCUUGUGGAAUCGGUGCAUGCAGACCAAGAGAAGAACCCUGAACCAAAAUACGUGCCCCUUAACAAGCUACACGACGCCCGCUGGGACAACAGUCUUCCACAAGUGGAAUCUGUCCACCACACCGCGCCUGCCCCUGAACCAGCUCCUGACCGCAGCGGUGACGUCUCUGCAAUGGACACUGAUCCUGCAGAGGAGAAGGAGGAGGAGGGGGGUGAAAAAGAAGGAGCCCAGAUUUCCGAUGACACCCCUGAACUUCGGACAGCCCGCUCGGAUACGAGGACCCCCGACCCAGACGAGACUGAAAUGGAACCUGACCUAGAAAACGAUGAUCCUGGACCGGACUCGGUCGUCGUUGACAAGAAGGUCCACGAAACCGGAUCCCUCCACCCUAACGAGAAGACUUCCGGAGACAUGGAGGUCCCAGAUCCGAAGACUUUCGACACCAACGCCGCUGAAAAGCAGGACCCUAAAGUCCUAGAAAAGAGAGAAAAGGCAGCCGGCCAAGAUGAUGAUGAUGAUGAACCGCAGUCUCUCCUUCAUAACUGUGAGGAUCCCGAAGUGAAAUCCGCGCACUCUGGUUUUCCGGAGGCUGAAACGGAAGAGGCUGCCGCUGAGGUGAAAUGCACGGUCGUAGAAUCCCAUGCCUGCCCCCACUGCCCGACGGCUUUUCCCGUGAGUCAGGAUCUGGACAAGCACGUGAAAGACCUGCACAGCGAAGAGGAUGCCGAGAAACGCAGGACUAGGCCUGUGAGCUCGAGAAGGACUCCCGCACGAUCCAGACAGGCGUCCCAGGUGCAAAAUCCAGGACCGGCCGGCACGGACAAGACCCGCGGCAAACAUAGCUGCCCGGACUGCGGGGAACGUUUCCCCACCCCAAAAACCUUAAAAAAACACAGGGCCACCCACCAGGAAGCUCUGCUCCAUCCGUGCGCGGAGUGCUCCAAGACUUUCAGAGACCCGGAGCUCCUGAAAAGGCACCGGCUGGUCCACAGAGAGACGGAGGCUGCCUUUAAAGACGUCGGACUGUCGAUUUUAGAGGCAAGCCGCUGGCGGAGGAAACAUCAGUGCCCCGAGUGCGGGAAGCACUUUCUCCACACCGCCACCCUCAAGAAGCACCGGCAGCAGCAGCACGGGGGCAAGCCGCGCCCCCACCCCUGCGGCGAGUGCGGUCGCUGUUUCACAGACCAGUCGCACCUGAAGCUGCACCAGAAAACCCACAGCGAUGAGACUCCCGUCGCGUUCUGCUGCUCUGAUUGCGGCAAGGUUUUCAAAACCAAGAAACACCUGAAAAGGCACCAGCUGGUUCACUCGGGAGACACACCUCGUUUCCCGUGCUCGGAGUGCGGGAAGAGGUUCUGGGACUCGGGGCAUUUGCGGAGACACCAGCGCGUGCACACAGGGGAGAUGCCCUAUCCGUGCGACGGCUGCGGGAAGAGGUUCCGCUUUUCUGGAGCUCUCCGGAAGCACCAGAGGAUACACACGGGGGCGCUGCCGUUCCAGUGCGCGGACUGCGGGAAGAGAUUCCGGGAAUCCAGCACCUUGAAAAAACACGAGCUGAUCCACAGUGGGGAGACUCCUUUCCUGUGCCCAGAUUGUGGGAAGAUGUUCAAUCAGAUCGGGAAUCUGAAGAAGCACCAGCAAAUCCACGCAGGCUCAUCUCCUUACCAGUGCCCGGAAUGCCAGCGCUGCUUCAACCGCGCGGAGAACUUGAAGAGGCACAGGCUGAUCCACGUGGCCGAGACCCUCCACCCCUGCCCGGAAUGCAGCGCCUCCUUCCGCAGCGCGGCGCGCCUCCGCAAACACCGGGGGGAGCAGCACUCGGGAGCGCAGGGGAAGCGGCGCCUUCGCAAACACCAGGGGGAGCAGCAGCGCCUCAGCAAACACCGAGGGGAGCAGCACUCGGGAGCGCAGGGGAAGCGGCUCCUCAGAGUCUGCGAGGAGUGCGGUAAAAGCUUCAAGCACGCCGGGGAUUACCACAAACACUGCCGGAUCCACACGGGGGAGAAGCCUUACCCCUGUACGGAGUGCCAAAAGAGCUUCAACCACCUGGGGAACCUGAAGAAACACCUGCUGGUGCAUUCGGGGGAAACGCCCUUCGAGUGCCCGGACUGCGGGAAGAAGUUUAGCCAGAAGGGGAACAUGAAGAAACACAGGCGGACCCACAACGACGACCAGAAGAAGAGGAGGAGGAAGGUGGUUAAGAAGAAAUAAUCACUCACCUGAGUUGUCCGAAAUCUCAUCAUGAAAACCACAUCAUUGUGCCUCUGUCUAAAUGUAUAACUGGUGUCUUCUGUGUUUUAAAUAAAUACGUAAUCAUUGCAGAAUCUUUAAAUCCGAUUACAAAAUAAAUGCAUGGCAGAUUUUUUUAUUCCUAUUACAGAAUUGAAUGGUUGAAUUUCCUCUCGUUUUAAAGAAGUGCACUGCAUACUUCUCUCAGAAACCGAACAGCAGAAGCGCUUUUAGGAAAAUACCUUUUUGUGUUACUACUGAUUUUUGUUUCCUAUCAAUAAAGAAAGAUUCGAAAUCACCUUUAUGAUUGCA